AUGAUCAUAGAGGUUACCAUAGUCUGUGCCCCACUACAAGGGACACCACAAGAGACCAGAAGCCGCAACAAGCUUCUACUUGUUUCUUUUGAUGGCUUUCGGUGGAAUUAUGAUCAGGAUGUGGACACCCCCAAUCUGGACGCCAUGGCCAGAGAUGGGGUGAAGGCACGCUACCUCACUCCCCCUUUUGUCACCCAGACAAGCCCCAGCCACUUCACUUUGCUCACAGGAAAAUAUACUGAAAACCAUGGAGUGAUUCACAACAUGUGGUUCAACACUAGCACUGGACAAAAACUGCCUUAUUACCAUACCCAGCGGAGGUCUGACUGGUGGGACAAUGGAAGCCUCCCCAUCUGGAUCACAGCACAGAGACAGGGCUUGAAAGCUGCCUCCCUGUUUUUCCCAGGAGGGAAUGCCACCUACCAAGGAGAAGAAGUGAGAGUCAAGAGGGUAGAGAAACUCCUGCACAAGUAUGACAAUGAAACUGAGUGGAGACAGAAUGUGGACACAGUCAUGAAGUGGUUCCAUGAAGAUGACCUUGACUUUGUGAGUCUUUACUUUGGGGAACCCGACUCUACCGGACACAAAUAUGGCCCAGAAUCUCAGCAGAGGAAAGAUAUGAUCCGCCAGGUGGAUCGGACAGUGGGCUAUUUGAGACAGCGCAUCGCAGAGCAUGGCAUGAACUCAGUACUCAACCUAGUCAUCACCUCUGACCAUGGCAUGGAAACGGUCAUCAAAAAGGAUGAAAUUCACCUCCUCCAAGUAGCAAACUUCUCAUUCCAGGACAUUCAGUUUGAGCUGGUUGAUUAUGGGCCACAAGGCCUCCUGCUGCCAAAACCUGGGAAAUUAGAACAAGUUUAUGAAGCCUUGAAAAAUGCCCAUCCCAAGCUUCAUGUUUAUAAGAAGGAGGAAUUCCCCAAAAGAUUCCAUUAUGCCAACCACAUUCGCGUCACACCUCUCGUGUUGUAUGGUGACCCUGGCUACGUGAUCCAUGGGAGAGUGAAAGUCCAGUUCAACAAAGGAGAACACGGCUUCGACAACGAGGCUAUGAAUAUGAAGACAAUCUUCCGAGCUGUGGGACCAGCUUUCAAGCAAGGCCUGGAGGUGGAGCCUUUUGAAAGUGUGAAUAUUUAUGCCCUCCUUUGCAAACUCCUGAAUAUCACACCUGAACCACACGAUGGAUCCUUGGAUGUCACCCGGCACAUGCUUGUCAAAGACUCAGUUUAUUCCAGCAUCAGUGAAACCAAGAGUGGGAAGGAAAGGGAAAUCCAGUAA
This is a messenger RNA of Thamnophis elegans (Western terrestrial garter snake), 1275 nucleotides long. It is a transcript of the gene ENPP7, whose product is annotated as ectonucleotide pyrophosphatase/phosphodiesterase 7. The transcript is spliced from 6 exons. NCBI's taxonomy places the organism in Eukaryota, Metazoa, Chordata, Lepidosauria, Squamata, Natricidae. The coding region runs from base 1 to 1275 and encodes 424 amino acids. The record is from RefSeq and is a predicted model, not a curated record.